This is a messenger RNA of Protobothrops mucrosquamatus (brown spotted pit viper), 2422 nucleotides long. It is a transcript of the gene TYW1, whose product is annotated as tRNA-yW synthesizing protein 1 homolog. The record is from RefSeq and is a predicted model, not a curated record. Gene Ontology annotation, molecular function: catalytic activity; FMN binding; 4 iron, 4 sulfur cluster binding. The transcript is spliced from 16 exons. The coding region runs from base 127 to 2313 and encodes 728 amino acids. Gene Ontology annotation, biological process: wybutosine biosynthetic process. NCBI's taxonomy places the organism in Eukaryota, Metazoa, Chordata, Lepidosauria, Squamata, Viperidae.
AAUGGCUGCGCCUGUGAGCUCGUGGGGCGAGUAAUGGGGCUGCUUGGGAAUGACCCCCUGCGGUCCCGAAAGAACCAGAAAAACAUCGUCUGGUAGGAUCGGGAAUUGCGGCUUGGGAGGGAAGACAUGGAUACUCCUGCAGACACCUGGGACAAUUUCCAUGAUCAUUUAACUUUCCUGUGGCUGAACCGAUUUUACCUCUAUUCAUGUGCAGCUUUUGGAAUCAGCCUUUGGUUUUGCUUCCAGUUCCUCAACAAAGUCAAAGAGCAGAACAAAAAUCGCCUUGCAGAAUUAAACCUUCCUAAAAUCACAGCUGCUGAAAAAGAACAAGAUCCAUGCCUUGACAAAGUCCAUGUAGCCGGAGUGAAAGUAUUCUAUGGUUCCCAGACUGGAACAGCAAAGCGGUUUGCACUAGUACUUACUGAAGCUGUUGCCACCAUUAAUUUGCCAGCAGAAAUUAUUGACAUGCAAGAUUAUGAUCCAGAUGACUCUCUCAUAGAUGAGAUAAGCAGCCAGAAUAUCUGCGUGUUCUUAGUUGCCACUUACACUGAUGGCAAACCCACGGAGAAUGCUGCGUGGUUCUGCAAGUGGCUGGAAGAGGCGGCCAAUGACUUCAGAGUUGGCAAAGCAUAUCUGAAGGGCCUGCGAUACGCUGUCUUUGGUUUGGGAAAUUCAGUUUAUGCCGACCACUUCAACACUGUGAGCAGGAACAUUGACAAGUGGCUGUGGAUGCUGGGUGCUCAACGCAUUCUGUCAUGUGCUAGAGGGGACAGCAAUGUGGUGAAGAGCCAGCAUGGAAGCAUUGAGGCUGAUUUUGAGGCUUGGAAGGCCAAGUUGCUCACGAGGGUUCAAGCUGUUGCCAAAGGGGACCAGAAGGCCUGUAGUGGGACAUGCAAAAAAGGGCGAUGUAGAUCCAAACCAAAAGUGAGAGAAGAAGCAAAAGAGCAAGAGACCUCAAAGCAUGCGGAGAAAGAAGAGGAGGAUUUGUUUGAAACCACAAGUGAGGAGGAAUCUGAUAUAGAGAAUGGUAGAGGUGCAGAUCAGGUUGUGGAUGUUGAAGAUUUGGGCAAAAUGAUGGGCCACAUGAAGAAAUCUCAGAAAGAGCAUCAAACUGACGGAGAGGUUCCCAUUGGAGCUGGAACUCAACAUGGCAAAGGGGAGGAUGGGAGAAGAGAGAUGAUCACCCCUGCUCUUCGAGAGGCACUCACAAAGCAAGGUUAUAGAUUAAUUGGGAGCCAUUCUGGAGUGAAGCUUUGCCGAUGGACAAAGUCAAUGCUUCGUGGAAGAGGAGGCUGUUACAAGCACACCUUUUAUGGCAUUGAAAGUCACCGCUGUAUGGAAACCACACCGAGUUUGGCUUGUGCUAAUAAAUGUGUCUUCUGUUGGAGACACCAUACAAAUCCUGUUGGGACAGAGUGGCGAUGGAAGAUGGACCAGCCAGAGAUGAUCUUGCAGGAAGCCAUUGAGAACCAUCAGAAUUUGAUCAAACAGUUCAAAGGAGUCCCCGGCGUGAGAAAUGAUCGUUUCAGAGAAGGGAUGGAGGCCAAGCAUUGUGCACUGUCUCUUGUUGGGGAGCCAAUCAUGUACCCACAGAUCAACCAGUUCCUAAAGCUGCUGCAUCAUCGCAAUAUUUCAAGUUUUUUGGUUACAAAUGCACAGUUUCCAGAGGAAAUUAGGAACCUCCAGCCUGUCACACAGCUGUAUGUCAGUGUGGAUGCCAGCACCAAAGAUAGUCUGAAGAAGAUUGAUAGACCUCUCUUUAAAGACUUUUGGCAGCGGUUUCUAGAUAGCUUGCAAGCCUUAGCUGAAAAGAAACAGCGCACUGUAUACAGAUUAACACUGGUGAAAGCUUGGAAUGUGGAGGAGCUGAAAGCUUAUUCAGAUUUGGUGUCUCUUGGCAAGCCAGAUUUCAUAGAAAUUAAGGGUGUGACAUACUGUGGGGAAAGCUCAGCCAGCAGUCUCACCAUGGCCAACGUCCCUUGGCAUGAAGAAGUGAAGCGUUUUGUGCAAGAUCUGGCUGACCUCCUCCCAGACUAUGAAAUUGCCAGCGAACACGAGCACUCCAACUGUCUCCUCAUUGCCCACAAAAAGUUCAAGAUCGAAGGGAAAUGGCACACCUGGAUUGACUAUGAUCGCUUUCAAGAAUUGGUCCAUGAAUAUGAACAGAGUGGAGGAAUUAAAACAUUCACUUCUGCUGACUAUGUAGCACUGACUCCUCCUUGGGCAGUGUUUGGAGCUAAGGAAAGAGGUUUUGACCCAAUGGAUACAAGAUUUCAACGAAAAAACAAAAUAAAGGACAUCUCUGGAUGCUGACAACUUUAAAAUUGGACCAUUUGUGAGCCAGAGCUAGGAUAUAACCAGAAUUUUUGGUUUGUACACUAACAUCAGAAAGUGUUGAAUAAAAGUUGAGAUUUCCAUUUCU